Zychaea mexicana is the source of this 504-nucleotide messenger RNA. RefSeq lists its product as uncharacterized. NCBI's taxonomy places the organism in Eukaryota, Fungi, Mucoromycota, Mucoromycetes, Mucorales, Lichtheimiaceae. Bases 1 to 504 code for a protein of 167 amino acids. The record is from RefSeq and is a predicted model, not a curated record. The transcript is spliced from 7 exons.
AUGGAUUUCAUUAAAAAAUUGUCAAAGGCCGCAGGAAGAAAUAUUGUUAGUGCUAUUGAUCUUGCUAGAGAUAUGUACAAAAAAUCGAUGAUGACUGGUGUCUGCUUUGAAAUUCUUGAACGACAUCCCGAACUUUUUAACAACCAAGAAAAGAAAAAGUUGACCGAAACCGACUAUGUUGUGCGUUUAUGGGCUCCAAUGCUUUUUGCUUUAUUUGAAGACUGUAGAAAGUUAAAUUUGACAUGUGCUAAAAUUCAUCACAUGAAGCCCGAAGUUUCUUUAUUACAAUGUGCAGGAACCGAAGCUGAUAUUCUGCUCAUAGAGGCCGUUGAUAAGAAGUUUACCAUUGCAAAACGAUCUACUGAAGCCUUACACAUCUCUAGCAAUCUUGCACCAGAUAAGCUUAUUUCUGUUUACAAUUGUUUUCUUCAGUAUAAGUUUCGACAAGGCAUGGAGAUCAAACACUUCUUCACAAGAAUCAGCAAAUUGACGCGUAACUCCUGA